Molecule: messenger RNA, 664 nt
Organism: Ruditapes philippinarum (Manila clam)
Lineage: Eukaryota; Metazoa; Mollusca; Bivalvia; Venerida; Veneridae
Exons: 2
Coding region: 155-664 (169 amino acids)
Source: RefSeq, a predicted model, not a curated record
UGAAUAUAGGUAAAUAAAUAAACUGGUAUUUUAUUUAUUGAUUAAUUACCAGCUCAUCUGGGAUUAGAACCUAGUGACAGAACAGCCUAAUUAAUGUCAACUGAUAAUUUAAUAUCUUUUUAAAUUUUUAUUAAUAAAAUUAUCUCUGUGGUAGAUGCCAAAAGCAAAACCAAGGUCAAGGAGGACUAGGUCGGAAUUAAGAGAAAAUGAUCAACAAGGUGUCCAGCCCCUGCAUCAGCAGGUCUUGCAGCGUAGGGCAUGUCAGUCACACCCUGAUGUCCAACCACCUGUCAGUCAGCCUCUUGCACAUCAGCCUCCAUCAGUAAACAUACAGCCUCCUGUGAUUGUAAAGCAACCUGCUGUCCAGCCUUUUCUUGUUGACGUACAGAAACCUGUUGUUCAGCAUCAACUUCUCAAUGUACAGCCACCUAUGCACCAGCAUGGACAGCCUCAGCAUGAACAGCCUCAGUCAGUAGAAAGGCGACAGCUGUCAGACGGUACAUUACAAGUGUAUAUAGUUGGCUCGUCAAUAAUAAAAUAUGCUGAGCAACAUGCAAAGAAUACUGUUGGUCAACACCUGGGCUUAAACAGGUAUAAAAUUUUUCUAAAUUGGAUAGGUGUUUCUUCUUUGAAGGUCGAAAAUGUACUGUCAGCCAUUGAAUAA